AUGUACUGGUUUCACUCAGUGAUACUCGGUAUAUAUGUAUUGUUAAUACCUCUCGCUUGCGCACUGAUUCCACCACAACCACGAUGGAGUCAUCGAACACAAUUAGUCAACAGAAAACUCUAUGUCCAUGGUGGAAGAAUAGGCGCAAGACCAAUUCCAAACACAACGGCUUCUGAUACGUCUCAACUGCUCAUUCUCGAUUUAUCCUCUCCAUUCAAUGCGACCGAGGCUCCGUGGACAAUUGGUCCAGACGGUCCACUGGUGGCAUCUCAUUCUCUCUCUGUAGGCGGUAGCAAUAACCAAAUACUUAUUGCAUUCGGUGGAGAGACUCCUUCCACAUCUCAGACAUCGCUGUUCACUUUCGAUACACAAAGUGACAGUUGGUUUCCCAAUCAAACACCCGACGUGGUAACUCGCAUGGAGCACUCGGCGGCUAGCAAAUUGAACGACUCUACAAUAUACAUAUUUGGAGGAAUUUCGACCGCCGUAUCCUCGCAAACGCAGUUUGACCAGCUGUACCUACUAAACACUAAAAACAUGAAUUGGUCUCUAGUCGGUGCUUCGCAGGCUUCUUCUCCAACUGGCAGAUUCCAUCACACCGCUACGAUGAUGAAAGACGGGAGAAUGUGGCUGAUCGGAGGAUUUGGCAAUGGACAGAUGAUAUCCAUGAACGAUCUUUAUGUAUUUGAUACAGUUAAAGGAGUGUGGAGUAAGACGACAGCAACAGGCGCUAUUCCCGCUCCUCGAAGAGCGCAUCAGGCUGUAGGAACUUCUUCAAACAAAAUAAUAAUCUUUGGUGGAUGUGAUCAAACAUUUAAUACAAUAUAUAACGACGUAUACGUCCUGGACGUUAACGCUGAGCCGCCAAUUUGGAGUAACCAAACAACCGGGGGGACCCUCCCUGCUGGAAGAUAUGCUCACUCUAUGACAUUGGCGGGGGACAACAUUAUCAUUGCAUUUGGGUAUUCUAUGAAGUUUGAGACAGAGCCUCCCCUCUUAAUAUUAGACGCUACAUCUUACACGUGGACGACGUCGUACACUCCCAAGAAUUUAGAUCCAACGCCUUCAGCUUCCGGACCUGGGUCUGCUGGAUCUAAUACUAACGGACCUAACGGAUCGGACGGGACGUCAUCUUCAAAGUCUGCUAUAAUAAUAGGAGCGUCAGUCGGAGGAGGCAUAGUACUAAUAACUGCGAUAGCUAUUCUGUAUUGUUGUUGGAAGAAACGCAAAUCGAAAUUCAUGUCUGCACCAUACGAUGAACAACCGUCAUCCACUCCUCCAUUAGUCGCAUCGCAGGCACGAUUACCGUCAGCAGUAGCCAUAGCAGAAAAACCGCCGCUGUCAUUACCUAAAGCUUAUAUAACAAGACCACCAAAUGCGAUGACAAAGAGUUUUCCUAGUAAUGCUUAUCACAAUUCCGACACAAAUAUAACGGAUGCAGCGCCAACAAUUCCAAUACGGAAACAAUCGCUUCAAUUUGUACCAUCUCCAAAUCGUGUGCAGUCGUUCGCAUCAUCAAGUAGUACACCAACAACACCAGUUCGUUUGAGUGUUAAUACGCUCUCUCCAUUUGCAAAAUACUCACCUGCCUCAUCUCAGGGCAGUGGGACUAGUACGCCAGCCACUAGCAGCACGAGCCCGAUACUCGAGCUUAGAAAUGAACAGUAUAUGAGUAGUGGAGUGGGUGGAAUGGGCGGAAUGGGUGGAAUGGGUGGAGUAGGUGGAGUGGGUAUGGAGACUAUACCUGAGAGACUAGGGAAUGAUGAAACUGGUCAUAUUGAGGUUGGAAAAUGGAAGUGGGUGAGAGAUGAAAGCAAGGAGAGUGAAUGA
Messenger RNA from Paraglomus brasilianum, 1830 nucleotides. The record is from the annotation of a GenBank genome assembly. NCBI's taxonomy places the organism in Eukaryota, Fungi, Glomeromycota, Glomeromycetes, Paraglomerales, Paraglomeraceae.